AUGGUUGAUUGUGUUGAAAUUAUGAGAAACAAUUCUCAAGAUUUUCUUUUCAAUUUGAAAACAACGGAUUUCAGCAUAAAAAAUAUGACUAAAGGAUUUCUAUUAGAAAUUGGUGGCUCCAUAUUGUGCCUGGAAACUACAGAUGUUGAUGUGACUAAAGUUUUGUUAGGUCAAGUUUUGAUAAAUCUCAAAAAAGAUACAAUUUUUAAGGACAAUUUAAGAGAAAUUCUUUUCACGGAUAUCAGUAGUUUUAAUACAAUCACCUCAGAACAAAAUGAAGAUUUUCUGCAGAAUUUUCCUGAUCUGUUGGUUUGCAUUUUGGACCAUGACCAUGAAGAACCAAAUGAACAAUCUCAUGUAUUGAAAUCGUGGAUAAAUAUUAUUAAAGCAAAUGGCAAAAAAGUUAUUUUUAUCAUGAAAAAUUCUAAACAUCUGGAAAAAACCAUAUUGGAUAAUGAAAUGGAGAAUAUUUUCAAAUUGAAAUUAGAUAAAUUGUGGAAAGAAAAUGAAAUACCAUCGAAUGAUGCAGUUAAUUGUGAGGUUGAUAAUAAUAUAGUAAACAAUGAAUCGGCAAGAGCUUUGGAUGAAAGCAUGAAUAUUAAUUUAAAAGAAGAAGAAUCAAGUAUUAAAACGUCAUUAAUUGGUGAGACAACAACUGAAAAUGCAGAUUUGACUGUUCUAUUUCAAUCACUCAUUGUAACAGAAUUAAAUGCAGUAGAUAAAGAAGGCAAUACUCAAUUGCAUUUGGCAGCUCGUGAUGGAAAAACAGAAAUUGUUGAAUCAAUUUUCGUUCACGGAGUGAAAAAGGACGUGAGAAAUAAUCGUGGCUUGACAGCUCUUCAUUUGGCAGCUCAAAUGGGUCACAGUGCAAUUGUUAAUAUGUUGCUUGAAAACGGAUUUAGUGUGGAUGGAACCCAGAUUAAUCAAUUGACUCCACUUCAUUAUGCAAGUUCAAACCAUGAUGAUGUCCAUUUGAUAGAAAUUCUGUUGAAAUUUGAUGCAGAGAUAGAGAGAAAAAACAUAUUCGGCCGAACAGCUCUUCAUUUAGCAUCUCAAAAUGGUCACAGUACAGUAGUAAAUUUAUUACUGAAAAAUGGCGCCAAUGUAAAUGCUCGUGACAAUCAUGGAGAAACACCUAUGCAUAAAAGUAUAUCAAAGAAUAAACAAGAAAUUGUUUCAAUACUACUACAACAUGGUGCCCUUUUAAACAUCAAAAAUUAUCAACAAGAAAAUGCCCUUGAUACAGCUAGAUCCUGCAAUUUUCCUGAAAUAAUACAAAUAUUAGUCAAACAUGAUGAAAAUCAUUCUGUAAGAUGUUAG
Messenger RNA from Ceutorhynchus assimilis (cabbage seed weevil), 1320 nucleotides. NCBI's taxonomy places the organism in Eukaryota, Metazoa, Arthropoda, Insecta, Coleoptera, Curculionidae. The record is from the annotation of a GenBank genome assembly.